Messenger RNA from Homalodisca vitripennis (glassy-winged sharpshooter), 2416 nucleotides. Its product is annotated as multiple inositol polyphosphate phosphatase 1-like. The record is from RefSeq and is a predicted model, not a curated record. Gene Ontology annotation, molecular function: acid phosphatase activity; inositol phosphate phosphatase activity. Bases 441 to 1844 code for a protein of 467 amino acids. The transcript has 10 exons. NCBI's taxonomy places the organism in Eukaryota, Metazoa, Arthropoda, Insecta, Hemiptera, Cicadellidae.
UCAUUCUUCUGUGUAGUGUACAAGAUUUAAUGCAAUUUUGUCUAGGUUUAGGGGGUAUUCCAUAGUUUCUUGAUAAAUUAGUUUCAUUCCUUUUUUUCUGCCAGUGAUCAAACAUACUGUUACUAUUUUUAAAUCAUUACUUGCUAGAAUUUAGGGACUUUGUAAUUUGCCUGAUCUUAGACUCAAUCAGGAUGAUGUGUCUAAAUUGACACUCACUAUGUAAAGGGUUAAGUGCUAUUUAGUCAGGUUCUUUAUCUCAACAACUAUCUUUGAAUAAAUAACUGACAAGAGUUUACAAAUAGAUUCUAUCAUGCAUGCUGACCUUACUAAAAGAGUCUAAAUGGUCUCAUACUAUGCUAUAAAUCUCAAAGCUUCUUCUAUAAAGGAUAUGUGACUAUUUUUGUUUGCAGGUGUGGAUUGCAAGUUAUUGUGAUUCAAAUAUGAAAACUCCUGGAGCCCUCCUACUUAUUCUGGCUUGUUGCCUACGAGUUGCCAGUUCCCAGAACUACUGUUAUGCUGAUGACAAGAACCCUUACCUCAACUUUUCCACCAAGACUGCCUAUGAUCACGAAUACAAUAGGGAGGGAAUUCCACCAGUGCCAGGAUGCAAGCCCUUGCAAAUGUGGCUGGUGUGUCGACAUGGGACUCGAUAUCCUGGCUCACACAGUAUCAAGUGGUUCCAGAACCUGGAGAUAAUCAGAGAUCAGAUUGUUGCCAACUACUACGAAAAAAAGACCACCCUCUGCCAAGAAGAUGUGGACAACUUGAAGACAUGGUCAUUUAAUAUGAAAAAAUCUGAAGCUGACCAGUUGACAGAUCAGGGUAGACAAGAUCUCUAUGGGAUGGGCCAACGAUUUCUUUCAUACUUCCCGGAACUGCUCAACACUUCAUACUCCCCUAAGAAUUUCACCUUUCGUCACACUAAAACGAACCGUACGGCCGAGAGUGCAGAGUAUUUCGCUAAGGGUGUGUUUGGGUUCAACUUCAACACACCUCUCCCUCCAGCUGUCGCUGUUGAUCGUCUCAUACAGCCCUACAAGAUCUGUGCAGCUUGGCUGAACUUUACCAAAUCAAAGCAAGAACAGAAUGAGUUCUAUGACACUCAGUUUGCACAAGAAGUAUUAGCCAAUGUCAACUACCGCCUUGGUCUCGACAACGUCUCUCUGGAAACUGUUCUUGCCAUGUAUGAUGGUUGCCGGUUUCAAGCAUCUUGGAAUGUGACAUCUGUUUCUCCAUGGUGUGCAGUCUUCAGCAAAAGUGAUUUGGAAGUUUUGGAGUACGCUCAGGAUGUAAAGUAUUACUACAAAUCUGGGCCAGGUAGAGUUGUUAACCACAGACUAGCGUGUCCUCUCCUCAGAGAUCUCAUUAAUAAGUUCAGUGCAGUGGAAACACAACCUGACGUGAAGCACCCUAAUGCUCUUCUCUACUUCACACAUGACUAUAUGGUGGACAUAUUGGGAGUGGGACUAGGCCUGGCCAGCAAUCCCACCCCUCUCACUGGUCACAACUACCCACAGCAACAGAACCGUCAGUUCCGCUCCUCACGAAUCACCCCCUUUGCUGCCAACAUUAUGGCUGUCCUCUACAGGUGUACACAGGGUGAACCUCUCCAAGUGAUGUUCUACUUAUCUGAACGUCCAGUUGACCUCCCAGGCUGUAGCGGGGGUCGGUGUGCCUGGGCUGACUUCAAACGCAGAUUCGCUGCCACAGUCAACGCUUCUACUUGUACAGACUUUGACUACUGUAAUAGCACCAAAACUUCCAAAGCAGACUCAGCCCUCCUGGUCAGCACCUAUCUACUCUCUGCCAUUCUACUUACCUCUGCUCUAAUCUACUGCAGAUAGCAGGGCAAUCCUCAGAAUUGUCAGACAAAUAUCCUUAAGGUUAAAUAUGGCUAUUUAUUUAUUUAUACGUUAUAUUAAGUGACAACAUAGCAAACAACUUUUUUCAUAAUCCACAAAAAAUACAUAUUUAAUUAUGUAAUACAGGGUACAUUUUUACAUACAUGUAAUACACAAAAUUUUAAUGUAUAACAAAUACAUUUGUUUCAAAUAAGAUGUUUUAUGACAUAAAACAAAAUCUAAAGCCUUUACAAAAAUUAUAUUUUAUUAAUUUAUAAAUAUCCUCAGAUUUACAGGUAAAAUGCCUUCUCGAUACAAACAUAUCUUUAAUUAAUAGCAACUUCCAUACAAGCCAAACUUCCUACCUCUCCUUAUUUAUUACCAUAAACUUUGGUCAUUCUCAGUUGUAUGAGUGAAAUAUUGCUUUUGUAUAUAGAGCUGUAAAUCAAUCCUACAAUAUUAUCUGGAGUCUGAUUUCAAAAAAGAAAAUGCUUUGUAUUUGAUCCUAGUGUUACUCUAAAAAAAUAUUAUUAUUACUGUUACUGUAAAAAUCAAUAUUAAAACAGUAGAGAAUA